Messenger RNA from Phytophthora infestans T30-4, 1935 nucleotides. RefSeq names its product SUMO protease, putative. Lineage: Eukaryota; Oomycota; Peronosporomycetes; Peronosporales; Peronosporaceae. Gene Ontology annotation, biological process: proteolysis. Bases 1 to 1935 code for a protein of 644 amino acids. The record is from RefSeq and is a predicted model, not a curated record. Gene Ontology annotation, molecular function: cysteine-type peptidase activity. The transcript has 6 exons.
AUGUCGCUCAGUCUACCCGCUUCCGCGACGUCUGAGGGUGGAUCGUCCGACUCCUCUUCAGAUAUCGACACCACGGCUUCCGCAGCCUCCGGCGCGGCUGCAAACUCGGACGACGCCUCGCCUGACACGGACGAUUUCAAGCGUCCAUGUAUUGUCCAGGUCGUAGACUCUCCCUCCCUUGUGGAGGGCCCCGCAGACGUGACGUAUCCGAGCUGGUCGGCGUGGAAUGAGUAUUUGAAGGCUUACUCGCACAACCAUGCGGUGGGGACAGCGCAGUUCAAGACGUACGCGGAGAACCGUAGGUUGGACGACACGGACACGAAGGAUGCUGUGGACAGCAUGGUGAUGUACGGUAGAAAGCGCGCACGCAUCUAUGAGUAUCUUCUGGGGAGAGGCGAGAACCUCGUCAAGAAGGAUGUGGACAACAUUGUGCAACGUGUUAAAGCAGAGAUAAGAGGAGGGUUGAAUGACGACGACGCUUGCGCCGCAACUCUCGCGGAAUUCGCAGCUAUUGACGGUAACGUAGUCACGGUGGACGAAACUGAUGCGGGACACUCUGGUGUGAUCAGUAUGACUUCCAGACAUAUGCGCGACAUGGUUACUAGGUUUCCAGAGCUUUUGCUUGUGGACUGUACCCACAAAACGAAUCGUGGGCAGCCUGUACAACAGUCUUUGCUCGAACGAAACGCCGAUUGGCAGAUGUCCCGAGCGCUGGAUCAUCUAUUUCGGAUUGACGAUAAGAUUGGCGACAAGGUUCAAGUUAUAAUGGUCGACAAAGAUCUGAAUGAGAUCCGCGUGUUGCGUCGGUACUUCCCUAAGUCGCGCGUGUUGAUUUGCGUCUUUCACGUCAUCAAAUAUCUCCGCACAGCGUCCAGGAAGCCAGAAUAUGGUAAACUUUCGUCGGACGAUCACGACGCCAUCGACGCAUUAGUCCACAACAUGGUAUAUGUCUUAAGUUCAGAGAUCUACGAGACCAAUUGGACCUCCAUGAAGGCACUUUGCACUAGGACUGGAUAUAUGGCAUUUUACAACUACAUGGAUGAAAACUGGAACACUUGUACGGAGAUGUGGGUCAUGUACCAACGCUCACGGUUGGCACAUUUGCGCGUCCACACGAACAACCAUUUAGAGAAUUGGUUUGGGCAUUUUAAGGACGGGGUAAACUCCAACAUGACCAUGACGGACACCGUGAAGGCCCUUGUGGGUGCUGAUGCCAGGACUUCCAGUGAAUACGUGUUCGACAAGACUAGGAUCGGGUUACGUGUCAACCGCAACUACGACGAGGAGAUGUGCCAAGUUUUGCGCUUUACGACGCAUUUCGUAGCAACACACGUGGAGAAGGAAUGGUUACAUCCUGUUCUGCCACUCCAAACCAAGUACAACAACGCGGGUAGCAAGAAAGCCAAGUACACUAGAGAGAGUGCGCCUGUGCUGAAUGAAAACGCGUUCUACCUACUUCCACCCAAACUGUUGGACAAGACGGGCAGCGGCGUUCGCAUCGUCGGUGUCGAGGCAGCCUCGGCGUCAAAGAAGAAGAAAUCUAUGAGUGAAAAAAUGAAGACAAAGGUUCAGGAACUACUCACUGAAGCGGAUGUACUGCUCAUUCCUGUAAAUUUUGGGAACAUGCAUUGGUGUGCAAUGAUCGUGGAUGGCAAGCAGAACAAUGUCCUGUACUACGACUCAAUGAACCUGAAGACGUACAAGGACGUACUGGACCGCAUGUCGUGUGAUCUGGCUACUACGCUCAGCGACGACUUCAAAGUUGUGUCCGUCAAUGGACCGAUCCAGACAGACGGAUACAACUGCGGAUUCUACGUAAUGUUGAGGUUUUGGCGAUAUGUAGACAAGAGUGUGUCGCUGGACGUAACUCCGAUUGGUCUAACGCUGUUACGCUUCCGCAUCCUUCACUUCGUGCUUCACGGUAGCAAGCCAUAA